Recurvomyces mirabilis is the source of this 1314-nucleotide messenger RNA. RefSeq lists its product as uncharacterized. The transcript is spliced from 2 exons. Gene Ontology annotation, biological process: glycolytic process. NCBI's taxonomy places the organism in Eukaryota, Fungi, Ascomycota, Dothideomycetes, Mycosphaerellales, Teratosphaeriaceae. Gene Ontology annotation, molecular function: phosphopyruvate hydratase activity; magnesium ion binding. Bases 1 to 1314 code for a protein of 437 amino acids. The record is from RefSeq and is a predicted model, not a curated record. Gene Ontology annotation, cellular component: phosphopyruvate hydratase complex.
AUGUCGGUCCUAUCAAUUCACGCAUCGCAACGUCUUGACUCCAGAGGCAAGCCUACUGUGCAGGUAGACUUGACCACUGUACAUGGAUCUUUUCGCGCCAUCGUACCGUCCGGGGCUUCCAAAGGAGACUACGAAGCCGUCGAGCUCCGUGAUGGUGACUACGAAGCCUUCCAGGGUAAUGGAGUGCUGAAGGCAUGCCAAAAUGUCGACAGCGUUCUUGGUCCACAAAUUGCGAAAAGCGGAUUGGAUCCCGCGUACGACUUGAAGAAAAUCGACGAGCUUAUGAUUCAACUCGAUGGGACCAAGGAUAAGAGCAAGCUUGGCGCGAAUGCGAUCUUGGGAAUUAGCAUGGCAGCUGCGAGGGCUGGAGCGGCGGCGAGAGGUCUUGAGCUGUACGAGUUCCUCGCAGGCGAGAGUGGCUUGCCUCAAGCCGACUAUGUGAUGCCCGUACCCUUCAUGAACGUCCUCAAUGGAGGAGACCACAGCGGGAACGCAAUGGCAUUCCAGGAAUUCAUGAUCGCUCCAGUCGGCGCUUCGUCCAUAACCCAGGCUGUGCAGUGGAACUCCGAGACCUAUGCAGCACUCAAGACCAUCAUAGAAGCAAAGUAUGGCAAAGCAGCGGUCGGUCUUGGUGACGAAGGCGGCUUUGCGCCUCCAAUCGAUCGUCCUGAGGACGCGUUGAGUCUACUUGUCGAGGCCAUCGCGAAAGCCGGUCAUCAAGACAAAAUCAAGAUUGGCAUCGAUCCAGCCUCUCAGUCCUUCUUCAAGAACGGGAAUUACAACCUCGGGUUCAAGACCGAUCAAGAUAACAAUCUGAGUGCUGCAAAUCUUGCGUCAUAUUACCGUCAAUUGCUCCACAGCUAUCCCGUCAUUCUGCUCGAGGAUCCCUUCGGCCAAGACGAUUGGGACGCCUUUGUCGACUUCAAUAAGGACUGUGGCGUAGAGCUCGUCGGAGAUGAUCUUCUGGCCACCAAUAUCGACCGCGUCAAGACUGCAGUCAAGAAGGAGGCUUGUAAUAGCAUGUUGUUGAAGGUCAACCAGAUAGGUACGGUGACAGAGGCUAUAGCUGCAGGGAAAGCAGCCUAUGCGGCGGGCUGGUCUGUGUUUGUGUCGCAUCGUUCAGGCGAGACAACAGAUGAUUUCAUAGCCGACCUGACCGUUGGGAUAAGGGCGGGGCACCUAAAGUCAGGUGCUCCUGCCCGAGGGGAGCGAGUCGCAAAAUAUAAUCGAUUGAUGGACAUUGAGGACAACUUGAGGUACCGUGAAAGGAACUUUUCUUACGCGGGCGAGAACUUUCGUUUCGCGUACACUUGA